This is a messenger RNA of Pristis pectinata (smalltooth sawfish), 1880 nucleotides long. RefSeq names its product pancreatic progenitor cell differentiation and proliferation factor-like protein. Lineage: Eukaryota; Metazoa; Chordata; Chondrichthyes; Rhinopristiformes; Pristidae. The record is from RefSeq and is a predicted model, not a curated record. The coding region runs from base 473 to 721 and encodes 82 amino acids. The transcript has 5 exons.
GCCUUCUCCCUCUGGCUAUGAACAAUACAGUUUUACAUAAACGGGGCUGAUAUGUAACCGUGCUGCUGCUGUGUGAACUUCAGAGGUUCCUGCUGGGAGCUACGUGAUCUGAGUGUUGAAAGGACGGAUGGCAAGGUGACUCAGCUUAUGACUGAACAAUCUAUCCAGAUCUGGUUCGCUCGUCGUUCCCUGACACACUGAAAUCUCUUGCUUGGCUGCAGUCCCGCAUUCUGCUAUUUCUGGUCUGAACUGGUUGUUUACGUGUGCACCCAGCUAGUUGAAAUACUUGCAGAGUCAACGCGCCACACAGCGCAUAGCCCUGUGCAAAACGGACUGGACUCCUUCACUGAAGCGGCACACGUUGAGUGGCAGCAAACUGCUCGAUUCAGCGCCACAGCAAUCCGCUUCAGUCCUGACUUCUCUUUGUUGCCAUUUUGGAUCAGACCAGGAGAAAAAUCCUACUUCUAUCACCAUGGCAUCUGUUCCCUCAGCUGGCUGCUUGCUUGCAGCACGGAAUCCUUAUUGCAGAAGCCGACUAAAUUCCACAACGGGUGUGUUGUCCAGUGGGUCGUGCAGUUUAGAGAAUGUCAUAGAGCAUGAAAAAACCCAUCAAGGAUUUCUUCUUACACUGGAGAAGUGUUGGUGGCUAAAGAACUUUCUGCACAGUGACUCUCCUCAACACCCUAUAAACACUGAACUACCUGCCAGAAGUCAUCAUUGAUCAAGGAUGAAAUUUGGACAUUUGCCUUCUGUGGAUUAAAUUUUAGUCUACAGUACUUUGUAGUAUGUUGCUCUUGGCUCAGGGAAUUGGUUGGAGAUGACAAUGUCCCAACUUCAAUCUACCAUGAAGUAGGUGAUGGCCACUUCAAGAAGCAAGUGAGGCUUCCAUCAUCAGCAUUGCCAUUUAAUCAUUCUUCAGUUGCUCAAGAUGAUUGAUAUGGAGCAUCUCGAGACUUGCAAUGAAUAUUUAGAUUUAGCAAGAGCAAAGGAAGCUAAUUUCAAAAACUAUUUAAUUUGAGGUGUUUUCUGUAUUUGUCUUCAUGGCUGGAUAAUUAUUUUAAAGCAUGGAAACAAAUGUUAACCUGAAUAAAACACUGGAUUGUGUGAUUAUGUGUAUCUCUCUCUCACAGUGUUGACAGCACCUUUCUCAUGACAUGCACUGGGUGUUAUAGUUCAUGCCUUGUGUGUUUAAAUGAUGUUCAUGAAUUGAAUAUUAAGUCUGUUCUUGAGUUUCCCAGUAAGUGGUAUUCUCAUCAUGUCUAAGAAAAGCCUUUAGUUUUAGUAUGGAUGGAAACAUAGAGCAUAAUUACAUUAUUUUUAUAACAUUUGUCACUAAUGGGUUACAAUUUUUUCUGUUAAUUUUAAUAAAGUCGUAGAUACGAGUGCAGAGUGAGAAAUUCUAUUUUGUAUGUGGAUUUUCUUACAUGGGAGUAAAUUCAACUCUGAAGAAAUGCUUACAGUCUUGCAUUGAUGCACUAGAUUUUAAAAUUCAGCAGUUAAUUCUUACAGAACUAUUUGUCUUUUUUCCAUGAUUUUUAUUCCCACAUGUAUUUCAAUUAUCCUUGGAGAGUAACUUUCUGCCUUGGGUACAAGAAACUUUGAUUGUUAAAGGGAAUGAAACAAUCAGGGAGGUGAUUUUAUUCAGCAUGUUCCCUUUUGAACUUCCACAUUGUUCUCUGAAGAUUUAAGAAUUGUCAGUCGAUGCUGGAUAUAUAUCAAUUGCUUUAACAAUUGGUUUAUAUCCAGUUAAUAGAAAGAAAAACCUGUCACUGUUAGAAUAAUGCUUGCUCAUGACUUCUAGACCAAUGUGGUGGGUUCCUCAACUGAAAUAAUUGUACAACUUUUUAUAUGUUUUAAUAAAUAAAAGGACUUUAUGCAAA